This is a messenger RNA of Coccomyxa subellipsoidea C-169, 513 nucleotides long. Its product is annotated as Metallo-dependent phosphatase. The record is from RefSeq and is a predicted model, not a curated record. The coding region runs from base 1 to 513 and encodes 170 amino acids. The transcript has 5 exons. NCBI's taxonomy places the organism in Eukaryota, Viridiplantae, Chlorophyta, Trebouxiophyceae, Coccomyxaceae. Gene Ontology annotation, molecular function: acid phosphatase activity.
AUGACUGUGGCGGGCAACCAUGAGAUUGAGCGCGACUCAUCCGGCAAGGCAUUCCAGUCCUGGAGCGCGCGAUACCCCAACCCACAUCAGCAGUCCAACUCAAGCAGCAACCAGUACUACUCAUUCGACUACGCUGGCGACUACAACACAUACAACAGCCACUACAAGGAGGUGGAGUGCUUCCAGCAGCAGAUUGAGGACGUGCUGCACAAGUAUGGAGUCAACUUCGCAUUCUUCGGCCACGUGCAUGCCUAUGAGCGCACCAAUCCCCUCCUCAGGUACAUGAAUGACCCCUGUGGUACCGUCCACAUCACCAUUGGAGACGGCGGCAACAUCGAGGGGAUGGAGCCGAGUUUUGGGCACGGUAUCCUGGAGCUCAAGUCGCCCUACGAGGCAACAUUCCAGUGGUUCCGCAACCAGGACAAUCUGCCGGUGGUGGCAGACAAUGUCACUGUUGUGCGCGAUCUCAGGUGCCCCAAUCAGGGCGCGCCAGUCAAGCAGCCCGGCGUCUGA